CGCUAUCGGUUUUCCUCCGCUGUUUUGGCUUCCGCUCGGCUGUCGGAAGAACCUCUCACGCUCCGCUUAUCUCCGCCGUCGUCGUCUUCUUCGUCUCCCUCUCUUCCUUCCUUCUCGGAGGCUCUCCUGCAGCUCCUUCCAUGGCGUCCGUGCUCAACACCGUCGUGGCGGUCGCAUUCCCCGGCGCCAGCGCCGCCGGAGCUCGAGCUCGACUGUCUCCGGCGCCAAUUUCCGUUUCCUUCACCCGACGAAGGCUUACCGUUAGAGCUGCAGAGACUGAUACAAACGAAGUGAAUCCUCAGGUGCCGGACAAGGCACCGGCUAAAACCGGUUCCAGCUUCAACCAGCUUCUUGGCAUCAAAGGAGCCUCACAAGAAACUAAUAAAUGGAAGAUUCGCCUUCAACUUACGAAACCUGUGACUUGGCCUCCAUUGGUCUGGGGAGUGGUUUGUGGAGCUGCUGCUUCGGGAAACUUUCAUUGGAAUCUGGAGGAUGUGGCCAAAUCAAUUGUUUGCAUGAUGAUGUCAGGCCCAUGUCUCACAGGCUAUACACAGACAAUGAACGAUUGGUAUGAUCGAGAAAUUGAUGCUAUUAAUGAACCUUAUCGUCCGAUUCCAUCGGGGGCAAUUUCUGAGAAUGAGGUUAUUGCUCAAAUCUGGGUGUUGCUCUUAGCAGGCCUUGGCUUGGCUGGUAUAUUAGAUGUAUGGGCAGGGCAUGAUUUUCCCAUAGUUUUCUACCUUGCUGUUGGCGGUUCAUUGCUAUCGUACAUAUACUCUGCUCCACCUUUAAAGCUCAAGCAAAACGGGUGGAUAGGAAAUUUUGCUCUUGGAGCAAGCUAUAUCAGCUUGCCAUGGUGGGCUGGUCAAGCUUUAUUUGGGACCCUUACACCUGAUAUAGUCGUGCUGACUCUCCUGUAUAGCAUAGCAGGGCUGGGGAUUGCCAUUGUAAAUGACUUCAAAAGCGUGGAAGGAGACAGGGCAAUGGGCCUUCAGUCCCUUCCAGUGGCUUUUGGCGCUGAAACUGCAAAAUGGAUAUGUGUUGGUGCCAUUGACAUAACUCAACUAUCUGUGGCUGGUUAUCUGCUCGGGGCUGGAAAACCAUUAUAUGCUUUGGCUCUCCUUGCUCUCAUAGCUCCACAAGUUGUUUUUCAGUUUCAAUACUUUUUGAAAGACCCUGUGAAGUAUGAUGUAAAAUAUCAGGCUAGUGCACAGCCAUUCCUUGUGCUCGGUCUGCUGGUCACUGCUUUGGCAACCAGCCAAUGAUCACUCUAUAGUCCAUGAAGCCACUAUCCGAGAAGUAUGGGAGUCCGCAUGGAGGAAGAGCUAGCCACCGAUUGCAUUGUCACGAACAUUACAUUCCGGUGAACUAGAAAAGGCUCAGUGCUUGUUCGAAAUGAUUUCCAGGUUUCCUCCAACUGCGUCAUUUCCUACAAAUGAAUUCGCUCUAUGGUGACUGAUUUUCUCUAUGUUUUGCCUGCAUAGUCAUAACGAUUCCUAGAUUGGGGUCGUCCUUUGUGGAUGUAAUUUUGUUUUUCCUUCCUGUAAUUUCCUUUCUUCUUUUGCUAUCCACUAGUUUGUUCCUCGUUUGGGAUCGUACACCGUUGGAGUUGUACUUUGUCAAAACUGGCCAGACAGUGUCUUCUGAUUUUCCAUGUUUAGAGCCUAGAAAGAUUGGCACAAUAUUGCUACACUUUUAUAAUUUAAGUUUUCGAUUUGUGAAUGCAA
Syzygium oleosum is the source of this 1724-nucleotide messenger RNA. Its product is annotated as chlorophyll synthase, chloroplastic. The coding region runs from base 141 to 1262 and encodes 373 amino acids. NCBI's taxonomy places the organism in Eukaryota, Viridiplantae, Streptophyta, Magnoliopsida, Myrtales, Myrtaceae. The transcript has 15 exons. Gene Ontology annotation, biological process: chlorophyll biosynthetic process. The record is from RefSeq and is a predicted model, not a curated record. Gene Ontology annotation, molecular function: chlorophyll synthetase activity. Gene Ontology annotation, cellular component: membrane.